AUGAAUGCUUUUAUCACGUUUCUGGUGGUCCUGUUCCUGGGCUGCCGAGUGUCUGCAAUUCCAUACGUCCCGUCCCAUCUUCUGUACUCAGCGCAGUACAACGGAUCCAUUGCAUAUCUAUUGCGGCCCAGCGAUAGCAAUACAACUGAAUUCCUCUCAUUGAACAUCUCCAAAGACAUUGACAGCGCCAACCCCCAAUAUACGACCUUACUGGACGAUGCUCCAUUUCAGCUUUACAAGCAAAACCCUGCUCUUAUUCCGGCUAUCGACCAACACGGCAUCUUAAAAGUCUAUGCGGGAGAUUGCCAUAAUACUUCGGGGUAUGGUGCGUUAUGGCAGUUCACCCCGGAUGCAGCGAGUUCCACCGGCAAUGGGACAUGGGAGAGAAUCGAGGUAAAUGGGACCGGCCAGUCGAAUGUCAGCCUUCAUGGACCAAAUUAUCUCGCUGCCGGUUUUACAUAUGCCUCCACCAAUACAACUAACAGUUCUUUCUAUGUCUUUGGUGGAAUGUGCCCACUUGCAAGCGCCUCCGAGGCCACCUGGAUUACUGCCGCCAACUACUCACAGUCCAUGUUAGCGCUGGAGCCCUCCAAAACCGAUAGUCUAACUUCCUGCCGGAUCUCAGCGACCGGUGACCGCGCACCUCCGAUCCCUGAAGCUGGGUUUACGAUUACCCCGUUACAGGCAACAUAUAGGUCUACGUCGAGUGGCACAUUGCUACAACAACAAGAUUUUCUGAUGAUCGGAGGCCAGACUCAAAACGCAUUUAUCAAUAUGUCACAGGUCGCUGUCUUUUCACUUCCGCAGAGCAGCUGGAGUUUUGUCACGAUUGAUUCUACACAGAGCCUGAGCCGAACGGAGCUCGCCAUUCGGGAUCCCUCGGUAGUGGAACCAAGGUCCGGCCAUACAGCUGUUCUUUCCCCAGAUGGAAGUAAGGUGAUUGUCUUUGGAGGUUGGGUUGGUAGUACCAGCGUUCCUGCCAAUCCACAGUUAGCUAUCCUCGAACUGGCAGCUGACUCUAUAGCUCCGCCGAAUGGGCCUGGAAAAUACCGCCGACCAGAGACGCUGGGGUAG
Aspergillus bombycis is the source of this 1074-nucleotide messenger RNA. RefSeq lists its product as uncharacterized. Gene Ontology annotation, molecular function: protein binding. Bases 1 to 1074 code for a protein of 357 amino acids. The record is from RefSeq and is a predicted model, not a curated record. NCBI's taxonomy places the organism in Eukaryota, Fungi, Ascomycota, Eurotiomycetes, Eurotiales, Aspergillaceae. The transcript has a single exon.